Messenger RNA from Schistosoma mattheei, 1644 nucleotides. The record is from the annotation of a GenBank genome assembly. NCBI's taxonomy places the organism in Eukaryota, Metazoa, Platyhelminthes, Trematoda, Strigeidida, Schistosomatidae.
UUUAAGGCGCGUGGAUCUUAAGCCUGAGUUCGUUUCAGAAGCGCGGUAAUCGAAUGUUUUCCCUGUGUUCGCUUUGCCAGUUUGUACAUGGUUAUAUUGUCGUAAUUAUUAACUUUGAUCAUUAUGGUGACUGCACUGUCUCGAAGUGUUAUGAUCAAAAUGGAAGGUAGCUUAGGGGUUUCUCCCUCUGUUGAUCAAAAUGUCCACGAUUCACCCACUCAGAAACCAAAUCACCGACCUGUGAUGGCAUGUAAUGAUAUGAAUAGAUUUGGUCCUCAGAAUAGUACAGACAACACUUCAAGUUGUUCUUUGUCUAAAGCUCUUCCGAUGGAUAGAUUAGUUACAAAGGUUGGAUUUGCAAACUUGCCCAACCAAAUACACAGAAAAGCUGUUCGGCGGGGUUUUGUGUUUAAUCUUAUGAUUACCGGGAAUUCUGGGCUUGGAAAGUCCACUUUCAUUAACUCCUUAUUUUGCACGGAUAUGUACAACGCUGAUUACCCUGGUCCAUCAAAACGAUCCUAUUCUUCUGGAACUUGUGUGGAUUCAAGGACGUUCGCAUUGAGUGAAGCCAACGUUUCUCUCAUAUUGACCAUAAUUGAUACUCCAGGCUUUGGUAGUGAGCUAGAUAAUUCUGCAAGCUGGAAACCUCUAGUAAAACAUAUCGAUUCUCGUUUCGAAUCUUAUCUUCGAGCUGAACUAAAUGUCUCUCGUAUAACAGUCGGAUCUGGAGCAACAUAUCAACCAGGCCUACCUAAUGACCAACGAGUUCAUUUGUGUUUAUACUUUAUUUCUCCUAAUGGGCAUGGUUUGCAUCAACUAGAUAUAGAAACACUCAAACAGCUACACAACAGAGUAAAUGUAGUCGUUAUUAUUGGCAAAGCGGAUAGUCUUACACCAGAUGAAUGUUCUCAGUUUAAACAAAUAAUUCUACAAGAGUUAUACAAUCACAAUAUUAAAUUAUACGAUUUUCCUGAAUCGGUUGCUAAAUUAGGUGGUGCUGAUGAGUCAUAUUCAGUCAAUGAAAUUCGCCAGGCUCGAGGACGUCAACCAUUUGCAGUGGUCACCAGUAAUAAUCUUGUUACUCUACCGGAUGGUAGGAAGGUAUACGGUCGAUCUUAUCCAUGGGGGGUUGUUGAAUGUGACAAUCUUGCACACAAUGAUUUUAAUGCAUUAAAGCAUUUACUAAUGAGUGUUCAUUUGCAGGAUUUAAUCGAUAUGACACACCACGUACAUUAUACAAAUUAUUUUUCAUCACGUUUAACAAGUAUUGCUGAAGCAAGUAAAUUUUUAGCUACAGAAGAUAGUCGUGAACCUUUAAGUCAAUUAGAAACGGAACGUUUAGCGCAUCAGCGUAAAUUGGCUAAAUUAGAGUCUGAAAUGGAGAAUGUUUUUGAACAAAAGGUUCAUGAACGUACAAAUAAAUUAAUUGAAACAGAACGUGAUCUCGUGGAACGUGCUGAACAAUCAGAGAAACACUUAUUAACACAGUUAAACGAGUUUGAGAAACGUAGACAAGAAUUUGAAGAUGAACGUGCUAUUUGGGAAUCAGAAAAUCGGGAAUCUUUAGAAGCUCUUCAUAUUACACCGGACCGAGGUGAUUUUAUAAAGGAUAAAUUUCGAAUUAAACGUAAGGGAUUAUUUUAA